AUGCCUCCCGGGCACAAAGCUACUGUUGGUAACCUCCAGACCUUUGAGCUUCCCGAGACCCUCAGUGGGAGCCCAGUAGACAGGGCGUUGGGAAGGAGCAUGAUUGAUGCUUGGAAGAGGGAUGGUAUCCUUCAGAUUUCCAUGGAUCCCAUCAACCGCAAGCUCGCCGAUGCAGCCUUCCUGUGCAGCAAAAAGUUCUUCAACCUCGACUACAAGAAGAAGUCAGCUUGCUUGGACGACCAGUCUUUUGCCGGAUACAUUGCUUCGGGAGAAGAACUUACAGACAACAUUGCAGAUUACAGCGAAAUCUUCACCGUCACCAAGGAUCUUGCGCUGUCUGAUCCGCGUGUCCAGCAAAAGUGGCCGUGCCAUGGGCCCUGCCCUUGGCCUUUUACUCAGAUGAAGACUGUUAUGCAAGCAUACAUGGACUACCUGGGCGAGAGCGGCGAGAAGAUGCUGCAACUGAUUGCUUGGGGUCUUGGUCUCAACGACGGCAAUGCCCUGAUCAAGUACACGCAGGAUGGCUGGCACCACAUGCGCAUUCUACGCUUCCCCGCGGCCAACAACGUCAACGGAAAAGGCAAGGCCGGCCGCGGCAUCGGUUCUCACACCGAUUAUGGACUACUGGUCAUUGCUGCCCAAGACGACGUUGGCGGUCUCUUCAUCCGCCCUCCGAUCGAGGGCGAGACGUACGCCAACUGGAAAGAGAGCGCAGCCGGCAAGCACGAGGAUGCUGAUGGCUGGGUCUACGUUCCUCCUGUUCCCGACGUCUUUACCGUCUUCCCCGGUGACAUGAUGCAAUACAUCACCAACUCAUAUCUCCCGUCGACGCCCCACAAGGUUGGCCUCAACACGCGGGAGCGGUUUGCCUUUGCCUACUUCCACGAGCCCAACUUCUCGUCAGUUAUGAAACCGCUCCCAGGCUUCGAGGCCGGUCAGGAGCCCGUUGACGGUAUCCACUAUGGUACCCACUUCACCAACAUGUUUAUGCGGAAUUAUCCGAAGAGGAUUACCGCUGACCGUAUGAGGGCUGAGGGAAGGAUGGCCCUGUUGGACUCGCCUGGCCUCCGCUGGAAGGACAUGCCAGCUACAGAUAGCAGUGGCUUAGUCGGCGCUAUUCCAGCCACCUCUUCCGAGGCGGGUAGACUAGACACCAAGUACAUAUAA
Exserohilum turcica Et28A is the source of this 1167-nucleotide messenger RNA. RefSeq lists its product as uncharacterized. NCBI's taxonomy places the organism in Eukaryota, Fungi, Ascomycota, Dothideomycetes, Pleosporales, Pleosporaceae. The coding region runs from base 1 to 1167 and encodes 388 amino acids. The record is from RefSeq and is a predicted model, not a curated record. Gene Ontology annotation, molecular function: dioxygenase activity. The transcript has 2 exons.